Messenger RNA from Molossus molossus (Pallas's mastiff bat), 1014 nucleotides. It is a transcript of the gene CALHM6, whose product is annotated as calcium homeostasis modulator family member 6. Gene Ontology annotation, molecular function: monoatomic cation channel activity. NCBI's taxonomy places the organism in Eukaryota, Metazoa, Chordata, Mammalia, Chiroptera, Molossidae. The transcript has 2 exons. The record is from RefSeq and is a predicted model, not a curated record. Bases 54 to 953 code for a protein of 299 amino acids.
CCUAGAGGCAGAAGCUUCUGGAUCUCUCCGCUGAGCCUUAGGGUAGGGGGCCAAUGGAGAAGUUUCAGAAGGUCCUGGACCUGUACGUUAAGCACUACACCACGCUGGGCUACGGUCUGGUGACUCUUCUGACUGCGGGCGGGGAGCGCAUCUUCUCCACCGCGGUGUUCCAGUGCCCCUGCAGCGCCACCUGGAACCUGCCUUACGGCCUGGUGUUCCUGCUGGUCCCCGCGCUGGCACUCUUCCUCCUGGGCUACGUGCUCUCGGCGCGCACGUGGAACCUCCGGCUCGGCCUCCGCGAGUCGGAAGCCUGCACCUGCUGCGGCGCCGCGCUGCACCGCGUCCUGGUGUGCUCGCAGCUCAGCGGGGCGGCCGCGCUCGCGCCCCUCACCUGGGUGGCCGUGGCGCUGCUCGGGGGCUCCUUCUACGAGUGCGCCGCCAGCGGGAACGCCUUCCUGGCCCGGCGCCUGUGCCCUGGCAACCGCUCCGAGUUGUGCAUCAAACAGCUGCCGCUGGUUCCCUGCCGGGAGGCCCGGGCAGCCGACGUGCAGGACCUCCUGAAGGACCUCAAGGCCCAGUCGCAGGUGCUAGGCUGGAUCCUGAUAGCAAUUGUUAUCCUCUUCAUUCUGAUUUUCGUAUUUGUCACCCGAUGCCUAUCUUCAGCUAGUUUUCUGCAGCUGAAGUUUUGGAAAAUCUAUUUGGAACAGGAGCAGAAGCUCCUCCAAGCUCAAGCCACAGAAUGUGCAGUCGAACUGGCAAAAAAGAAUGUUACAUAUUUCUUUGAGCACUCACAUCCGGAGGAAUGGAACACCCCAUGCAUGAGAGACUGGCAGCAUAUUUCAUCGCUAUAUACUUACAGCAUGUUGCACAACUAUGUUAAUGAAAAAGAGAACACUGAUGGUAACAAAUCUACUGAUGAUAAAACCAGUGUUGAGUUACAACCUUGCAAAUGAAUAGAAAAAGUUCUUUUUAAUUAUUGUUUCAUGUAAAAAAAAUUGUAUUGUUUAUAGUGGC